Messenger RNA from Entelurus aequoreus (snake pipefish), 3167 nucleotides. RefSeq names its product zinc finger protein Aiolos-like. Gene Ontology annotation, biological process: regulation of transcription by RNA polymerase II. The coding region runs from base 32 to 1558 and encodes 508 amino acids. The transcript is spliced from 8 exons. Lineage: Eukaryota; Metazoa; Chordata; Actinopteri; Syngnathiformes; Syngnathidae. Gene Ontology annotation, molecular function: DNA-binding transcription factor activity; RNA polymerase II cis-regulatory region sequence-specific DNA binding. The record is from RefSeq and is a predicted model, not a curated record.
GAGCUUCAACUUCUCCAGAACGUUUUCCAUCAUGAACAUAGACGAGAAUCCUGGAUUUAUCAUCCACGAAAGAAAUGGGAUCGACAAAACCACUGCUGGAGCAGACGUGAGGCCUCUGGAGGAGAAAGAGAAUGACAGCAACGUGACUGAGAAUGUGUUGCAGUGCGUUAAAGGCAUGAUCAAGGUGGAGCCUGACGAGCCUGAAAACAAUGAAGAAGAAAGACCGAUUUUUCCAAAAGAGGAAGGAGAUGGGGCGGUGGAUGAAGGAAUGGAAGAAGGAUACGACGGAGACAGGACGGAUGACGACGACGAAAUUGACGAAGAGAAGGAUUACGUGAACGAACCGGAGGACCUGUCCCUGGUGGACUAUUCACGCUAUUCACCCAUGCAGGACUCCUCGGCACGGGCGGCAGCGGAGAGGACUUACAUGGCCGGACCGAUGAGUCCACAUUUGCAGCCCACGGGGAAGCUCAACUGUGACAUCUGCGGCCUGUCGUGCGUCAGCAUCAACGUACUGCUUGUGCACAAGCGCAGCCACACGGGUGAGAGACCGUUCCACUGCACUCAGUGCGGCGCAUCCUUUACCCAGAAGGGAAACCUGCUUCGCCACAUCAAACUACACUCCGGGGAGAAGCCUUUCAAAUGUCCCAUGUGCAGCUACGCCUGCCGCCGACGUGACGCCUUGAGCGGCCACCUGCGCACCCAUUCUGUGGAGAAGCCCUUCAAGUGCAACCUCUGCAGUCGCAGUUACAAGCAGCGUAGCUCCCUGGAGGAGCACCGAGAGCGCUGCCACGUGUACGUUCACAGCAAAGACCUUCCUGAGAACGUGUCUUUCUGUGAAACAGACGAUAGUCAAGCGCAGAGGACUCAGAUGGGCAGCAAGCGCGCUUUGCUGCUCGACCGGCUCGCCAGCAACGUUGCCAAACGCAAGAGUUCAAUGCCGCAGAAGUUCACGGGUGAUAACGGCGUCUGUCUGGACUUGAGCUUUAACAAGGAACAACCCGAGGAGCUCCCGUUUAGCGCGACGACGCCCGACGCCCACCGCCAGCGGCCAAUAUUGCAUCCCGGCCCAGACGGCGAUCCGGCUUAUCCCCAGAGGCAGUACCCCGCCCUGAGUCCAAUGAGCCUGAGGAACGGCCACAGGAUGAUCAUGCAGCUGCCGGGUCACCCUCACACCCCCCAGCAAGCCCUUGGCAUGGAUGCCUUCCACGCUGACGGGUCACAGGUCUCCCAGCCCGUCAUGUACAGCUUAGGGCACUUACUGGGGGGGCUCAACCAUCAGAACGGGGCCUCACCCUCCCAGCCCGUCCACUAUUCCUCCCAGGAAGCCAUGCAGGUCGCGCGGUCCGACGGAGAGGCCGGAGCGUUCCCCGGGGCCGUGUUCCCCUGCAGUCACUGCAAGGUGAUCUUUCUCGACUACGUCAUGUUCACAAUCCACAUGGGGUGCCACGGCUUCCGAGACCCGCUCGAGUGCAACGUGUGCGGCCAUCGCAGUCGGGACCGAUAUGAGUUCUCGUCGCACAUAGUCCGCGGGGAGCAUCGGCUGGACAUGAAGUAGUUACCCUCACCAGUUCACACACACACACAGUUACAGUCAUUUGAACAAGAAAUAUGACCCCCGUUAAGUACACAGUGAAUAUACAGUGGAACCCGCUUGUGUCGACAACAGUGACGUCCAACGUUCCCUCUAAUGUGCGCGCCUGCGCAAUUGCGCACUGCUCACGCGUCCUCUGCGCACAGCAAAUUAAUGGCGCGCAGAAAAUCUAAAAUCCCAUCUGAACUGUAAACGAAAUUAACACAUUACAAUUUAUUCUGUAUGAUUUUGCAAUGCAACUCUGUGAGUGACAGGUGACAACAAGAGUGGCCCCAAUGAAUAAAACAAUCUUUGUCAACACAGUUCAAUUAUCGUCUGUCGAGACACUUUACGGACAGGAAUUCCAUCCAUCACUUUAUUGAGCAAAAACCACACCAAAAACAUGAGUAAAUUAAAGCUGCAAGCAGCAUUGGUCGGGUCCGCCUUUUGGCAGGUGCUAGUCCUAGGUGUCCCAAUACUUUAGUCCAGUGGUAGUCCUGAGUGAGACCUACAUAGAGGUUUUUGUUUCGUGUCUCUACGAUAUUCGUACUGGGAGUUAGAGGAAGUUGUGUGUGAGAAGUUUGGUGAGUUUUGAAGUAUUUUAAGGGGGUCAAAUUACAGCUCAAAAAUCAAAAAAAGAGUGUUUUUAGUCAUUUUUUGUCUUGAAGGGGAAAUUGCCAACUUCCUGUUGGUUUUCGCCCGAAGAAGUGAAAUUAUGGAUUGUAGGUCUAAGUGAGACCUACAUACAGGUUUUUGUUUCAUGUCUCUACGACCUUCCUAGUGGGAGUUAGAGGCAGUUUUCUUCCUAGGGGGCGCUAGAGAGCAAUGUUGAUUUUUUGGGUUUGGUUUUUGAUAAAAGUGAUCUCGAAGACGUUUCGUGUGUGUGUAAAAAAUUUGGUGAGUUUUGAAGCAUGUUAAGGGGGUCAAAGUAGCGCGCAUAGGUGCGGAAUAAUAAUAAUAAUAAUAAUAAAGAUUACAAUUUCAAUAGGGUCCUUUCGUCCCAUUGCAAAAGGACUCCCUUUGGGAUUCCUUUUGAAAAGGUCCUGUGCGGACCCUAAAAAACUUCUAUCUAGAAAAACUGGUCAUUUUCUGCCAUACAAACCAGGCUUAAACCAAGUUUGUCAUCCGUCAUAUCACCAGAAGCCGCUCGCUCCGUCUCACCUGCACCAACACACAUGGCACUUAGCCAGUGCUGUGUUUAUGGCCACACAAAAAGUCAGACAACCCCAAUGCCACACAUUGUGUAAAUGCCAGGUUGUAACACUCUGACUCCUCAAUCAGAUGUAUGCUUAUUUUACUGCCAUUUAUUAAGGAUGUUAAUCUAAGGAUAUUAUUCAUGAAAUGUUGUCACUAGAUUUCAUAAAUGCUAAUAAAAAGAUGUAUUUUACAGACAGAAAGUUACAGGAACUAAAAGUAAUCUCUGAAAGGGGUAACAUUUCUUUUAAAGGCAGGACCCGCAGCCAGACAUACAAUACUAGCACAUAGGUCAUGAAAAACAUGUUUUUUUGUUAUUGUCAUUGUAAGGGGGCAAAAUCACUUAUAUCAGAAAAUAAUUUUAAUAAAACAUUUAAAUUGUUAUGAUGUCAGCUUUGGG